CACCAUGAGCGCAGCUCGUGAAAUUAGGUGUGCGUCCUGGUGCGUCAGUGUGUGCGCGUCCACGUGUUGUUGUGGUUUCCGAGCCCUCGGCUCCCAUCACGCGUUCCUGUUCCUGUCGCAGAAUAUAAACACCCGAUCGCAACAUCUGGAAACGCAAGGAUAGGACUCGAUUCGACAGCAUCUUCGUGUUACGGUGAUGGUGGCGUAGACAAUCACGGAACUCUCCAACAACCGUAAUCCAGCGUGAGACUCCCUCGGCUUAGGAAGCCCCCCCUCCCCCUCCUCCUCCAACGCCAGUGACGAUCGAGGCUGAUUGCUAGUAAUUUGGUGACGGGCAGAAACACUGAUGGGCCAACGUGCUGCGUCCGCUGGUAUCACCGCCUCAUCAGUCAUGAGACACUGUCACAGUCAAGUCAUAUGGAACAGGAACGAGAGCAACUUUGAAUCGGUAUCCUAUCAUGAGUUACCGUCGUCUUUUUGACUCGGAGAAUGGGCUCGUUCAAGGUCUCCUUUUUCGUUCACAUCCAAUCGGGUUCUCUCCAGCCUUCGAGGCCAGCUUUCAAAUAUCGCCUAGGAACCAAAUAGUCCACAUUUGAUGCUACAUCGCCUGAUGAACCCUGCAACAUUUCCGCUUCGGUAUCAACAAGCGAACUAUAACCUUCAAGAACCUGACGCUAGAGGAAAUCACUCGGUUCCGGUGUGAACAACUGGAGGAACCCCGACGACCCGGGACCCCGGUGGCGCUCGCGGUGAGUGACGCGCGGUGGAUGAGGGUAGCCGAUCCGGGCGUGGGUGUGGGCCGGCGAUGGUCAUCCCGCUGUCACCGUGCCGUGGAGGGGUUGGGACCGGGGCCCGGGCUUGGCCCCCCAUCCCCGGGGCGGAGGCCCCCCUGACGGCCAGCGUCACCCUGUCCGGGGGCAGCGGCUCCCGCUCGCAAGACCGCGUCACGACGGGCACCCUCUCCCUCUCGCCGGCCAAGACCCUGGCCGCCCACUCGCUCGACUCACCGCCGCCGGACUACGAGAACAGCUCCGACGACGAGGACCUCAAGAGAGCCAUCCUCUAUGACAAAUGGAGGCAACUUUUUGAUAAGUACGAUGUGGAGGGCUACGGCGAGAUCCCGUGGGACGAUCUGCUGCGCGCACUGGUCAUGCCGGAUUUCAUCGCCCAAGUUUGCCCGAACAAGAGGGAGAUGCUCGCUGAGAAGGCUUACGAAAGGAAGACCACCGCUAUUACCUUCCAGGACUUCGUUAACGUCAUGACAGAUAAGCGGCGCCGCAGCUUCAAAUGCGCCCUCCACUCAAGAGACGGUCUCGUCAGCAGCCAGAACGACUUCCACAUCAUCUUCAAACAGCCACCCAUCUUCUCAAGGAUCGCUGGGAACGUCUGUUUUUGAUACAGAGGUGUAUCUUGUCGGGGCAUCUGGUGGUGUUUAUGCUCUACUUGCUGCACAUUUAGCAAAUAUUUUACUGAAUUUCAACAAUAUGGAAUUUGGUGUGAUCCGACUAUUAGGCAUCUUUGUAAUAGUGAGUGCCGAUGUUGGUUUUGCUGUUUAUGAUCGACAUGCUGCGGAAAUGCUAGAUACUUCAGUGGGCUGCCACCCAGUGAGCUAUGUCGCCCAUCUGACGGGUGCUCUAGCCGGGCUCACCAUAGGCCUUCUAGUCCUUAAAAACUUUGAACAGAAGCUCCAUGAACAAUUAAUCUGGUGGAUUGCACUAGGCGUCUAUGCGGCCUGUACCAUCUUCGCCAUCCUUUUCAAUAUCUGCAGUCCCUCGUAUGCCGAUCCGUGAAAUCACUGCUAUUCAGCUUCGCUCUAAGUUUUUCUCAGGUUCCCAUAUCUUCAUCUUGUGGAUGAAGAAAAAGUUGUCUUAUAUAUUAUAAUAAACUGUUUGAAGAGUGGCUGAUGCAUCUCAUCCAACUCGCUCCAAGCACUCUCUCUGAGAUUAUGUGACGUCACAGAAGAGAAUGUAGGAAACUUUUAAAUUUAAAUUUUAGCUUAAUAAUCUUGCUUUUAUCCUCAGGUUUAAUUUAAGCCCUCUUUUCUUAUACUGACAAGUGAUUCUUUUUGUCAUCGGUGACUCUAGCCACUCUAUUUUUUGAGUGCUCUCAAACUUAUUUUUAGUUUGAUGUUUUCAUUUGCUCAAACUUUUGAGUGCAGCAGCAGAAAAAUAUUUUUUUUUACAAGCAAAAGAUCGCUGUUGUACCAACUUGCAGAAUUUAUUUACAAGAAGUUCUGUCAGUUUCUCUCAUUUUUUAAUCAUGAACACGAAACUAAGAGUUCUUAAAUUGUAUCCAAAAGUUGAGUAUUAAAAUCUGUGAAGAUCUUUUUUAAAGCUGAUGUCAGGAUUUUAACCUUCAAAGUGAAACUUCCAGCUUUAUGAGACAAACUUUUGUUCUAGCAGCUAUUAUUUAAGCUAAGCAGUAUGAAGCUUUGAAAAUGGGAGCAGCAGUUUUUAAGUGCCCAUUUAAACUCAGAAAAUUUGCUAGUCAUUUGUUAUUAAGAUUCUCGCUCUAUUUUGUAUUAUUUUUCAUCAAACUCAUUCGUUCAUCCAAGAACACAAAGAGGCGUUUACUUGUACAGUUGAACCUCAGAUAUCCAGCAACAUAAAGUGGAGAGCUGUGCUAGAUGAGUGUCAAAAUUUCCUGAUAAUUGAAAAUCCUUUGAAUUUAUCAGAUAAUUAGAAAUUAACUUUAAAAACUGACCUUAGGAUCGAAAAUGUGUCCUAUAAAUGACUAAGGGAUAUCUGCCAGAUAAUUGAAGUACUGGUUACCUGAAGUUCAACUGUAAUUAAAAUUAGCUGCGCAUUUUUCGUUCAAUGUAAAGCAUGUGUAAGUAUACAUCUUAAGAAUUUUAGAUCAAAUUUUUACAGAAUUUCUUCACUUCGGUAGCUAAUUAUCGAAUAACGGGUAAUUUUUUCAUGUUUGUUAUUGCAAGUAAGGAGCAAGAUCCUUGCCUACAGCAUUAAGUUAAGUUUUAUGAUAUCUUUUACUAUAAAUGUCGUCUGCUCACUUUCAGAAAAGUGGAUCUGCAAUGAAUGAACUUAUUUCUGCGUACACUCUUUAUCAUUUACAACUUUUACAUAAAAUAAUUGGCUUUACGCUGUUUAAGUGUGAUUCAUUAAAUUCACAUAAUCUCAACUGAAGAAGGUGGGGUGGAGACUUGAUUUGAUUUUUCAUCCUAGGAAAUUUUUUUAUCUCAAUAGCCAUGGCAAUAUUGGUCCUCUUUUUGUUUAUCAUGCUAAGGCUUUAAACUUUAUUGAUCUGCGGGCGAUUGGCAAAUUUUUUAUUAUGUUAUUUAAAAGUAUUAAGUUAUUCGAAAGUAUUAAGUGAACUUAGCGAAUAUUUUUUCUCACCUUUUUUUUGAUAACGGCAACCAAUAGAAAAGUCCAUGUGACAGUGCAAAAAAUUAGGGUUACCAAAAAUAGGGUUUGAAAGGCGCACUUUUUAUUUUUGAAUUCAUGAUUGUCGAUUUUGCGAUAAUUUAAUCACGAUCAAUAUGGCGGAGGAAUCCGCAAUAUAGAAAUACACUGCAACAUUGCUGUUUUUUGUUGAUCAGUAGGAGGUUAUUAAGGCCAAGCACUUCGAAAAGUUCAGCUGUCUGCUAAUGUCCUUAUCGGAUUUCUCCUAAGCUGCAUUCGCCCAGAUUACUUAUUUAAGAAAGUUCUAAUAUUUUAGCCUAACAAAGAAGCAAGUGUUAUUUCCUUGUGGGGAUGAUUUUUGGUGCAAUUUAACUGUGCGCAUCAUUUUUCCCAUACAUCAAACUGUGGAAAUCAACAAUUUGCAGGUCAAUUCCUCCCUAGGUUAACUGACCCAUCUCUGAUUUUUUUUAUACCUGCAAUGCUAAUGUAAUGAAGAAUACUCAUUAGAUUCUGUAUGUGUGUGUAGCUUCUGAAUUAAAAUUUUGAAUGCAAUUACCGAAUUGUGUUACCUAUCUUAAAAGCAAACUCGAAUCACCAGAAAUGAGUUAAGAUCUAAGGAUUGUAUUAUUUUUUGAAAUCACUCUUAGCUCUCUUUUAUGUCGCCCACUGCCAAUCGUUAUAUAAAACACAAACUUGUUUGAAUUAUCAUCAUUUUUUUUUUUCAUUUGCCUUUUGGAUGCAUUUAGCCCCACAAACUGAAACUGUAAGUCAUUAGUGCCUUCAUUCAUGUUUUUUCUUUAUUUUACAAAUUAUUGGCAGCACUGUAUUAUGAACUCUAAUUACCUUACUAUUUUAUUAUCAGCUUUAAUUACCUAGCUAGAAUUUUACAAAUUUUCCAACUCCAACUUUUAUACAGUAAUUUGUGCAUCUUGCUAUCCUCUAAGGUCUAAACAUCAAGUAUCCUUAACUCUGAAUGUACCUCCGUUUUUCAUGUGAAAGGGCUCCCUAUAUCAGAGGUGUCUUGAAGAGAGUUUUAGAUAGAGGAUAUUUUAAGGAACGUUCCGAAAUUUUAGUAAUAUACUCUCAUGUCAUAAGUAGGAAGCGAAAUCCUUAAAGGAUAUUCUACUAAGUUUAAUUUGAAUAAGAAAGGUCUGUACAGCUUUGAGAGAAAAUGUUGGAUCAAUUACCCGAUUGAUUACUAUCUAAGCUUUCAUUUACUAAAUAUAAGAUCUCAUUCCAGUUUAAAAUCCAAAUUUCUUUACUUCUAAAUGUACUUUACUUACACUACUGAGGAUUCCAGUUGAAUCUCUAGGGUGAUAGAAUUUUGGUUUUUCAAGAUCAGAAAUCAGCAUAACACUCUUACUCUUCACUUCUUUUUGUUUUCUCCUAUUAAUUGCUAUGUGUAUAAACACAAAGUGAAACACAAACACAAUCGAGAGACUUCAGUAGAGGCCUUGCUAAAUAAGUAUUCGCACUUGUAGACUGCAACAUAGGAGAUCCGUCAUCUUGAUUCUUGAAUUUCCUUUCAAUGCUGAACCGACAACAUACAAUCUUUUGUCGCAGUCUAAUAGUGUGUAAACUUAUGUGGUGUGGACUCUUUUAUACUCUGACUCUGCGUUUUAUUGAUGAUCUAUGAAUAUCUCAUGAUCAUGAUCAUGAUCUAUGAUCUAUGAUGAUCUCAAUGUAGAAAUGAAUGGCAGAGCAGUUGUACAGCAAUGGCAGCGAUACAUAAUAGAUUUUUGCCAUGGGAUUAUGUAUGAUGUCUGGUGUUCUUUUUAAAUCUAAAUAAUAGGAGAGCAAUGUUAAAAUUUCUGGCACUCAGAAAUCAUUCAUUUGUACUAUGUACUUUUUCCAACUUUCAAAUUAUGUACUUUUUGCAAUUUAUACAUUCAUGCUGCAAUUUAAGGGCGUAGUGCCCUUUUAUGGUUUCCUCAUUGUGCACAACAAACUGUUUCGUAUAAGCUGAUUCGUUUAUACCUAGUCCUCUAUCUCAUUCUGUACAUUCUAUCGAAUUCUAUGAGAUAGCGAUUUAUUUCAUCAAUCAAGUCCUCUGGAAAUGGCCUUUUCAACUCAGCCUCUCUCAAAGACUCUUAGUUCUUCAGUUGCCCAAUGAUAAGCUGCCGUGAUAGGAGUGAUGAAAUACUAGGUCUAUUGUGCUGCCAUAGGUUCGUCAAUGUUCGAAAAACCUCUUAUAUUUUUGUCAGUGAUUUUUUUAUACUAGUCUGUAGUGAACGCGUCUCUUUGUAAUGUUUCCUCGUCCCAAGUUUUUGCGAUUUAUUUUUCCGGGCUCUCCGUUUGAUAGCCACGAGAAGUGUGACUCUGUAUAUUUCAUGUAAAGUAAUUUGUUUUCCUAUUCUUAAUCGUAUUGUUUUCUGAUUUCAUUGCAAGUCGUUGUGUUAAAUUAUUUUUCUCUGUUUUAUAUUUUUAUUUAUUUAUUUAUUUAUUUAUAUUUAUUUAUUUUCAGUGCUCUAAGAUUAGGUGUUUAACUCACACUAUGUAUUUUACUAAUAAAAAAAUUUCACUUCAGUAA
Molecule: messenger RNA, 5889 nt
Organism: Bemisia tabaci
Lineage: Eukaryota; Metazoa; Arthropoda; Insecta; Hemiptera; Aleyrodidae
Source: RefSeq, a predicted model, not a curated record